Durusdinium trenchii is the source of this 1128-nucleotide messenger RNA. Lineage: Eukaryota; Dinophyceae; Suessiales; Symbiodiniaceae. The record is from the annotation of a GenBank genome assembly.
AUGUGGCGGGCUCAUUUAAAGCCAGGGUUCCGGCGGUUGACGAGCCAGUUCUCCGUCGGGCCACGCUCGCCCGAGGCCAGAGGCUCGGCCCGUGCCUUUGCUGGGCGGGCCUCCCGCACGGGGCGCGAGGCAGCCAAGCCUCCAGUGGAAGCGCAAGCCAAAGAGCCUACGGAGGUGAAAGAGCCUCCGAAGGAAGAACCGAAGGCACAAGUCACUGAUCUGCCAGAUGGUCUGAUUGUGCUGCCGCUUCUCAGGAAGCCGGCAUUCCCUUCCUUCAAGCAGAUCUUACAGGUGAGUGAGCCUGAAGUGAUCGAUCUUUUGAAGACCUAUCGGAGCAAGAACCAGUUCGAAUACAUUGGCGGCUUCUUGAUGAAGGAUGCAGCUGGCCAGGACCCUCCGAGAGCCUUUGGCAGCUCCGAGCCCUCCGGCUUGCGAAGGGAUGCAGGGAAGGCAGAGAGUGUCAACCAAUUGGAAGAGGUGGGGACACUACUCCAGGUCUUGGAGAUCAUUUCCUUCAGCAACAACGCGGGUGGCCAGAUCACUGUGAUGCCCAAGUAUCGCGUUCGGAAAACAGGAACCUUGACCCAGUCCACGCCGUAUGUGCCUUUGCCGGUGGUCCGUUAUCGUGCUCUAGAGCCAAUCCAGGCCAUCGAGAAUGUGGAGGAGGCCAAAUCAGCUUUGGCACCAUUGGCCACCGUUCGUGCGUUGGCCUUGGCCCUUGUGCUGUGGGGCCUUGGCUCAGCAAGGCUCACCAAGCCCAAGGGGGUGGAGUUGGAUGACCAGGAACUGACUGCCCUGGCCCAGCUCAGUGAGAAGGCUGGAGAUGCUCCGCAGGCAGAAAGAGUGAAGGAUGAGGAAACAUCCCAGGAGGAUGCCUCAGAUGAGGACAACAUCGAUAAGCUGAAAGAAGAACCUCUCAACCGCAGCAAGUCCGAAGAGGAGAAGGAGCUGAAGGAGCAGGAGAACGAACAGGGCAAGGUGAAGAUCGUACGAGACGAAGCAACGCCCAAGCAGAUCACUCGCGUGGACGUGAAGGUGCACCACGCGAACCAGCCGCUGCCCGAGGAUGAGAAGGUGGAUGCCUGGGCACUCAGAAUACGAGAGAUCCCGCGCGAAGGUGGGAGGUAG